Knipowitschia caucasica is the source of this 885-nucleotide messenger RNA. The record is from the annotation of a GenBank genome assembly. Lineage: Eukaryota; Metazoa; Chordata; Actinopteri; Gobiiformes; Gobiidae.
AUGUUUACUCACUUCAUAUGUAUCAUCCAAAAGCCCACGCAUGAUCUGAAGCAGCAACUGUCCAACUACUCAAAGAAAGUGGCAAACUCCGUCACAGAGCUCAUCCAGGCGGCCGAGGCUAUGAAAGGCACUGAGUGGGUGGAUCCAGAGGAUCCUACUGUUAUUGCAGAGAACGAGCUGCUGGGAGCAGCCGCAGCCAUUGAAGCCGCUGCCAAGAAACUGGAGCAGCUGAGGCCACGGACCAAACCCAAGGAAGCAGAUGAGAGCUUGAACUUUGAGGAGCAGAUUCUUGAAGCAGCUAAGUCUAUCGCAGCUGCCACCAGUGCACUGGUCAAAGCUGCCUCAGCGGCACAGAGGGAGCUGGUUGCACAAGGAAAGGUGGGAGCGAUUCCAGCCAAUGCAGUGGACGAUGGACAGUGGUCACAAGGACUUAUUUCAGCUGCACGUAUGGUUGCUGCAGCAACAAACAAUCUGUGUGAGGCGGCUAACUCUGCGGUGCAAGGCCACGCCAGUGAGGAGAAGCUCAUCUCCUCUGCCAAGCAGGUGGCGGCCUCCACAGCCCAGCUCCUGGUGGCCUGUAAGGUCAAAGCGGACCAGGACUCCCAGACCAUGAAGAGGCUACAGGCUGCCGGAAACGCUGUAAAGAGGGCGUCGGAUAACUUAGUGAAGGCUGCACAGAAGGCGGCUUUCGAGGCUGAGGAUGACCAGGCUGUGGUGGUCAAGAGCAAGAUGGUUGGAGGCAUAGCUCAGAUCAUCGCUGCUCAGGAGGAAAUGUUAAGGAAAGAAAGGGAGUUGAUUGAAGCCAGAAAGAAGCUGGCAGCGAUCAGACAACAGCAGUACAAGUUCCUCCCCUCUGAGUUGCGAGAGGAUGGCGAGGAACAGUGA